AAGGGGCUUUUUUCGAUUUCUGCUGCGUAAGAGAAGCUCAGGGGAAAGUGAGAGUCAGGAGGGCUCUUUCGGGAGAACGCGGCCACUUUGACAUAGGGAUACGUAUAGGCCUCUCAACACCACACGCAAGGAAAGUAUGGCACAAAAGCUACACGACGGGGAGUCUUCUGAGGAGGAUGAGAUAUUUCUCCAUCCCAGCAGAAGGCCCAGACUCGUCAUCCAGAGCUCACUGAAGAGGUAGAACCACCUCCAUUUCAGCAGGAGGCUCCACCUCAGCCUUCAGAGGUCCCUGAGGAACUAGAAACUCCAAGUCCUCAAGAGGCCCUCUCCCGGCCUUUGGAGACACUUAAGGAGCUUGUAGUUCGACCAGUAGCACAUCAUGGGGUAAAUGAAGCUCAGCAGUCAAACUUGUACAAUUUCACUAUUACACCUAUGGAUCUGGCACUUACCAUAACUCCACAGGUCACUAAAUAGGUUGAUCCUUCUCCAGUCCAGCAGGAGACCCUGUCUCAGCCUCCAGAGAGCCCUCAGGAGGUGCACCUUCUCUACUCUAUCAAGACGCCCCAACUCAGGCUCCAGGUCUCCCUACUGAGUAUGUACAUGUAAUUCCAGUGAAUGAAGAGGUAGCAUCUCUACCUGGCGUUCAGCGUCACGCUCAUUCCAACUUGCCCAGUGUUACACUUCAACCUCUGGAUUUGGAACUUAACCAUCACUCCAGAGCCCACUACGGAAGCUGAAUUUCCUACAGCUCAGCAGGAGGCCCUGACUCCUCCACCUCUUGAGCAUCCUGAGGGGACAGAAUCUUCUCCAACCCAACAAGAGACCUCAGCUAUGCCUCCAGAGCCUCCUGGAGAGGUUGAGCCUUCAAGGGAGCAGGAGCAACCAGCUCAGCCUUCUGAGCCUCCUGGGGAAGUUGAACCUUCUCCAACCCAGCAGGAGCCCACAGGUCAGCCCCCAGGGCCUCUUGUGGACGCUGAGCCUUCUCCAAGUGAACAGGAUCAACCGACUCAGCCUUCCGAGCCUACAGAGCCUCCUGAGGAGGUGAAAACAGCAACCCAGCAGGACAUUCCAGCUCAGCUUUCAGAGUCUUUUGGAGAACCUGAAACCUCUGCAACCAAGGAGGAAGCCUCAGCUCAGUAUCCAGAGACCCCUAAUGAGGCAGAAUCUUCUGCAACCCAGCAGGAGAUCCCAGCUCUGUCUCCAGCGGAGAUAGAAACUUCUGCAACCCUGCAGGAGCAACCAGCUCAGCCUCCAGAGCCUUCUUCAGGGGAGGUGGAACCUUCUCCGACUCAACAGGAACAGCCAGCUCAACCUCCAGAGCAUCAUGAAAUGACAGUUUCACCUCCAAGUCACCCUCAUGCUCAGCAUUCAGACUUAUCCGGUGUCACUGUCAAACAUGCAGAUGUGGAGCUUACCAUAACGAAAGAACCCACUCCAGAGGUGGGACCUUCUCCAAAUCAGCGCAAGCCUUCAGCUCAGCCUCAGUGCCCCUUACUAAUGCAGAAUUUUCUACAAUGCAACAUGAGGCCCCCACACUGCCUUCACAGCCACCUAAGGAGGUUGAACUUUUGCCAGUUCAGCAGGAGGCUCCAGCCGAACUCUAGAAGACAGUACACGUAAUAAACCUUCAGUACAAGAGGAGACCCCAGCUCAGUAUCCGGAGCAUCGUGGAUAAGAGGUUAUACCUGCCACAAGCCAGCAGUAGAGUCCAGAUCAGCUUUCACAGGCUCCUGACGUACCUUCUCCACCUCAGCAGGAAGCCACAGCUCAGCAUCCAGAGUCUCAUGGUGAGGUGGAAUCCUCUCCAACUCAGUCUCCAGAGCUCUCUAAUGUGACUGUAGUUUUCUCUGCAGAGCAUCCUGUGACAACAGUUUCUUCUCUAGGUCAGGAUCAAGCUCAGCUUCUGCAGUGGCCCGAUGUCACUGUUAAACCUGCGGAUCUUGCACUUACAGUAACUCCAGCGUUCACUAAUGAGGUUGAAACUUCUCCACCCCAACAAGAAACCUCGGCUCAGUCUACAGUGUCCCCUGAGCAGUUGGAACCUUUGUCAGUCCAGCAAGAAUUUUCAGAUCAGCAUCCAAGCCCCUCUGAGAAUGUUGAACCUUCUCCAGUUCAGCAGGGAGCCCCAACUCAACCUGAAGAGCUUCCUGAGGAAACUGACCCUUCUCCAAGCCAGCAGGAGAGCUCAGCUCAGCAUCCAAAGCCCACUGAGUGGGUUGGACCUUCUCCAGUCCAGUAUCAGCACCGAACUCAGCCUCCAGGGGCCUCUACAGAUGGUGCAGCUCAACCUUCAGUACAUAAUGAAGUGACAUUCUCACCUCUAGGUCCAGGUGAAGUUGAACAUCCAAUGUUGCCUAAUAUCACAGUUAAACCCAUGGAUCUGGAGGUUGUCUUAACUCUAGAGCCCACUAAUGAGGUUGAACAUCCUCCAGUGCAGCAGGAGGACUCUACUCAGACUCCAGAUCCCCCUGGAGGGAUAGAGCUUUCUUUAAUCCAGGACGAGGCCCCAGCUCAGUCUCCGGUUCCCCAGGGGAGCUCAGCUAUAUGUCCGUAGCCCCCUAAGAAGGUGGUACCUUCUCCCACAGAGCAGGAGCUUCAGGCUCAUUCACCAGAACUCCCUGCAAAGGUGGAACUAUUUCCAGUCCCUCAAGGGACCCUCCUCACCUUCUACAGCCCCCUGAGAACAUGGAAUCUUCUCCAGUCCAACAGGCAUUCCCAGGCCUACCUCUGGAACCCCUUAAAGAGACAGAACCUUCUCCAGCUGAGCAGGAGGCCCCAUCUCAGCCUCCAGCACCACCUAAGGAGGUUGUAGCACAAACUCCAGUGCAUUAUGAGAUGACAAUUCCAACAGUAGGACAGGAUCAAGCUCAGCAUUUAAACUUGCCCAGAGUCACAGUUAAUCCUUUGGACCAGGGUCUUCCCACAGCUCCAGAACCUACAACGGAGGCUGAAUAUUCUGCAGCCCUGCAGCAGACUGCAUUUCCUCCAACAUAGCCCGAGGUGACAUUUCCAAAUGCAGAGCAAGUUCAGGCUCAGCAUCCAACCUUGACAGAGGUCACAAUUCAACCUUUGAACCUUGAACUGACCAUAAGGCCACAACCCACUAAGGAGGAUGAACCUUCUCCAACCAUGCAGGAUAACUUAACACAGCCUCCAGAACCACCUAAGGAGGUUUUUGUAGCUCAGCUUCCAGUAUAUCAGAACCCAAUAGUUCCAACACCAGAACAGGAUCACACUGAGCGUCCAGCAUCACCCAGUGUCACAGUUCAACCUUUAAACCAGGGGCUUACCACAACUCCAGAACCUACUAUGGAGGGUGAACAUUCCACACCCCUGCAGGAGACUAUAGAUCCUCCAACAUACCACGAGGUGACACUUCCAAAUCCAGAGCAAGUUCAGGCUCAGCAUCCAACCUUAACUGAGGUCACAGUUCAACCUUUGGACCUGGAACUUACGUUAACUCUGGAAUCCACUUUGGAGGUUGAUCCUUCUCCAACCAUGCAGCAGACCCAAGCUCAGCCUCCAGAGCUCAUUAAGGAAGUCGUAGCUCAGUCUCCAUUAUACUCCAAAGUGACAGUUCCAGCGCCAGAUCAGGAUCAUGCUGAGCAUCCAGUAUCACCCAGUAUCAUAGUUAAACCUUUGGACCUGGAACUUACCACAACUCCAGAACCUACUACAGAGUCUGAACAUUCUGCAGCCUGGCAGCAGACUACAGCUCCCCCCUCCAAAACACCCUGAGAUGACACUUGCACAGCCAAACCUGACUCAACUCACAAUUCAACCUAUGGAUGUGGAAAUUACCAUUACUGCAGGAUGCAAUAUGGAGACUGUACCUUCUCCAAUCAUGCAGCACACCCCAACUUAGCCUCCAGCGGCACCUCAGUAUGUUGUACUUCAAUCUCCAUUCCAACAGGAGGUGACAGUUUCAAAUCCAAGUAAGGAUCAAGGUCAGCAUUCAACAUCAUCGAGCGUCAGAGUUCAUGAUGUGGACCUAGAGCAAACCACCACUCCAGAAUCCACUAUGGAGGCUGGACAUUGUACAUCCCUCCAGCAGACUACAGCUUCCCCUCCAAAACACCCUGAGGUGACACUUGCACAACCAAACCUGACUCAAGUCACAGUUCUACCUGUGGGCCUGUGAGUUAACAUAUCUCAGCAACCAAGGGCAUCUGAGACAGUUCUUUUUCCUUUGACUCAGUAUUCAGUAUCCACAGGCCUUCCUGGUGUAAAAUAUACCCCAGAAAAGAAGCAGCCGGAACAGAAUGCCACCACGAACAUCAGCAUAUGUGAGCUGUGUACCUGCAAAAAUGAGAUGCUGUCGUGUGUUGGUCUGAGCCCAAAGCAGAAGCUCCACAGAGUGCCUGAGCCAGAGCCUAACGCCUACAACGGCACCUUCACCCUCAUAAAUCUUGGUUGCAGUUUACUCACAGAACUGAGCUUUGGAACGUUUCAGGCCUGGCAUGGAAUGAAGUUUUUACACAAGUAAAUUCUCAAUCGUAAUCCUUUGACAGCAGUUGAAGAUUCUUAUGUUUUUACAUUGCCAGCAUUAAAAUAUUUGUAAGUAUUGCAACAGUUUCAUGGCUCAUGAGAUAAUUUCUGCUCCUUCUUUCUUUUGUCAAAGAUUGAGUACUUUGGCUAAAAAGUCAUAAUUUAGAUUUUACCUGGGUUAUUGAAAAUAAGAAUUAUUGGCAAAGAAAAGGAUUAAGAAAGAAUAUAUGCGGGUAAGACAGCCAGCAGAGAAUGAGAACAUUGUUGAAGAACACAUGUAGUUAUGGAAGAUGUAGAUGAAUGUAGGAAUAUUACUUAUCCCAGAAAGCAAAAAGCAAUAAGGGGUACAUUAUUUUAUUAAAAAGAGUGAUCAAAGAGGUAGAUGCAAUGGAAAAUGAGAAGCUAGGAUAAUAAAAAAUGAUUGUGCUGUUCAGCACCAAGGUCAUUCAUUUGAUGAUGCAAAUUUAAAUUUCUUCAAUAAGAGCUCUUUGGAAUUAUCAUCUAUGGCAAGUAAGAAGCCAGAAUUGAAGUAAUCACAUGUUAAGUAUCUUUUUAAGUGUAGAAUUUUUGUCUUUGGGUUUUAUAUCAUGCAUGUUUGGGCUUCUCCUUCAGAGACAUGGGAACAACACAAGUGUCACAGCAAUUGAAAGCAUCGUCAUGAUGACCCUUGAAUUGGAAAAACU
Molecule: messenger RNA, 5171 nt
Organism: Orcinus orca (killer whale)
Lineage: Eukaryota; Metazoa; Chordata; Mammalia; Artiodactyla; Delphinidae
Product: leucine-rich repeat-containing protein 37A-like
Exons: 4
Source: RefSeq, a predicted model, not a curated record